Messenger RNA from Penicillium mononematosum, 879 nucleotides. RefSeq names its product class I SAM-dependent DNA methyltransferase. The record is from RefSeq and is a predicted model, not a curated record. Lineage: Eukaryota; Fungi; Ascomycota; Eurotiomycetes; Eurotiales; Aspergillaceae. The transcript has 2 exons. The coding region runs from base 1 to 879 and encodes 292 amino acids.
AUGGCACAGACAAUCCAGGAGCUGCUGGCCACGAAGCCUUCCGGAAACUCACAGAAAACGCAGUAUGUGGACACGGUUGAAGCAUAUGAUAAAUGGGCAGAGGUUUACGACACAGACGGCAACUUCCUCCAACGCCUCGACACAAUCGAGAUGCGCACUCUACUACCCCAAUUCAUCGACCGGGUAAGCAAACGCUUCCAGCCAAGUCCACCAGAUACAGAGACCACGACAACCCGCCCCAGCCUAGUAGACCUAGGCUGCGGCACCGGCCGCAACACAAUCGAGCUCCUCUCCUCACUAAGCACAGCCAAAAAAGCAAACCACUUUUCCGUAAUCGGUCUUGAUGCCUCACGGGGGAUGUUAGACGUUGCGCGGACGGCGACAAGCGAGUAUGCGACGAAAAGCGCAACGCAGACGCCCGUUGAGCUCAGUAUCCUUGACCUUCUUCAACCCGAGCUAUCGAAGACACAGCUUCCGUCUUCGUUGACUGGACCGGGUGCCGUAGGUGUGAUAUCUACGCUGGUGCUGGAGCAUAUUCCGCUUCAGCGGUUUUUUGCGGCUGCGGCGGGGAUUAUGAGGGCCGGUGCGUAUUUGCUUGUGACGAAUAUGCAUGCUGAGAUGGGGAUGCGGAGUCAGGCGGGGUUUACGGAUGAGCGCGGGGUUAAGGUUCGGCCUACGAGUUAUUGUCAUGCUAUUCCUGAUGUUUUGGAUGCGGCUGCGGAGGCUGGGUUUGAGGUUGAGGAGGUUGUUGGUGCGGGUGGGGAUGGGGUGCUUGUUAGAGGGGUUGAUGAGCAGUUGGGGGAUGUUCUGGGGGCGAGGGCGAAGAAGUGGGUUGGGGUUAGGGUUUGGUUUGGGGUUUGUUUUGUUAAGAGGAGUUGA